AUUUCGGCCCCUUCCCCACUCGCAACCUCCAACUCCACUCCACGUCUUCCCCUCGCCGCCGCCUCCCACGCCGGCGCGCACCGAUCAGGCUCCCCACCUCACCUCGCAUCGCCGCCGCCGGCUUCCUGUAUACCAUGCAGGCCCGCGUCGUCGUCUUCCCCGUCAGAGGCCGCGCCUGGUGCUUCGCCCGCCCGCGCGACCUCGCCCCCGCCGCCUCCGCCGCGGGCCACGGCGCCCUCCCGCCUCCGCCGCCCACCCUGAGGGACCUCUGGCGCGGGAUAGCGGGCGGAGGACGCACGACCCCGGAGAACGCUGAGGCCGUGGCCGACUUCGUCGCGGACAAGAUGAACCGGGCGUGGAUUGGGUUCGGGAGCGCGCCGGAGGGGUCGGUGAAGAGCCGGAUCCACAGCUUCGGGCUGAAGCUGCUCUCGCGGGUGCGGCCGUCGGAGAUGCUGCUGAAGUCGGUGACCAAGGACGUCUCCAUGCUCGAGAUCGUGCAUCCAGCAAGCAUACAUCCUCGUCUUGUGCGUCGACGGUUGCGUCACAUUGCUGUUAGGGGUGCAGCUGUUCACAGGAAAUUUCUUUAUGGCUCAAUUUGUAUGCUUCCCAUAACUAGUAUUUUCAUGGUACUGCCUUUGCCAAACUUGCCGUUUUUCUGGGUCCUGUUUCGCGCUUAUUCUCAUUGGAGAGCUCUACAGGGAAGCGAGAGGCUCCAGUUGCUGGUUUCUGACUGCUCCGAUCAAUGGAAGACCAUUCUCGAUAAGACGAAUGUAAACGAAUGUGUUCCUUGGAAUUUGCAGCCCUCAAAAAAGCUUGACCAGUUCCUUGAAAAGAGAGGCUUGGAUGAAGGUUUGGACGGCGAUACCAUUUCGAGCAUAUGCGAGGCAUACGACUUGGACAAGAUUGAUGUUCUGAAGUACAGGGAUUUGGAGUGACCUUGUUCAGUUUCUUGCGCAACCUAGGAAUUUUUGCCCACUGAUGUCUGUAUGGUAAGAAUACCUCUACUGGAUGAUAACAUGCUGAAGGGUGCAGGAGUGGCACACGGGACUGCUAAUAUCCACGAUCAAGUGUGGAUUCUUUUUUCGCAGAGGAAAACAUGAAAUUCUUAACCGGCAUCGUAAUUUUUGCUGUGCCUGUCUGCUGCUAGUUUAGAAAGCCGAUAAACAAAGAGGGCCUCUAAAAAACUGUAGUAACCCAUGGUGACCUGUGUGCCCACUGUUGUAAAUAGAGAUGGUAGUAACCUUUAGCAACUGCCAUCUCUUUCCCCUUUCGGCACCUGCCAGAAAAAGAUAUAAUUGUUUGCCUGCUCAAAUCAACAGUCGGGACCGAGACUGAACAUGACCUUAUUUUUGCAUAUGCAUCUGGUCUGAAAAUCCAUCUUUGGGCAGAUCUGUGUCUCGACACUGGGCUCCAAAUUGAGCAGGACAUGCCUCACCUCUUCAAAGCAAGCAGAGAUUUGAUCCUUUUUUUU
Molecule: messenger RNA, 1471 nt
Organism: Brachypodium distachyon (stiff brome)
Lineage: Eukaryota; Viridiplantae; Streptophyta; Magnoliopsida; Poales; Poaceae
Exons: 8
Coding region: 135-935 (266 amino acids)
Biological process (GO): potassium ion transport; proton transmembrane transport
Cellular component (GO): mitochondrial inner membrane
Source: RefSeq, a predicted model, not a curated record